AUGAGCCUCACGUGCUUCAUUGACAAGCUUGACUCAAAAAAUGCUGAAGCCAACAACCUGAAGGCUGAGUUAGAAGCGCUCAAGAACUCAGGGCCGGUGUCCAGCCAAGCGUCUGUCUCAAAGCCAACAUACGCCACCAAGGUUGCAAGCGCACCGAAAGCUGCGGUCGCCACUGCGCCUAAGUCGAAAAAGGCCAGUGAAAAGGAGCAGCUUUCAAAGAGUAGAAAGGUAAAAGCUACGACGUGCUUCAUGAUUGAAAUACCAAGUGGUAUGACAGUGGCCAGGCAGGAGUUUGGGAAACGGUGA
Molecule: messenger RNA, 306 nt
Organism: Macrosiphum euphorbiae (potato aphid)
Lineage: Eukaryota; Metazoa; Arthropoda; Insecta; Hemiptera; Aphididae
Source: the annotation of a GenBank genome assembly